Alternaria rosae is the source of this 1766-nucleotide messenger RNA. Its product is annotated as ATP-NAD kinase-like domain-containing protein. NCBI's taxonomy places the organism in Eukaryota, Fungi, Ascomycota, Dothideomycetes, Pleosporales, Pleosporaceae. The transcript has a single exon. Gene Ontology annotation, biological process: sphingosine biosynthetic process. The coding region runs from base 283 to 1548 and encodes 421 amino acids. Gene Ontology annotation, cellular component: cytoplasm; membrane; intracellular membrane-bounded organelle. The record is from RefSeq and is a predicted model, not a curated record.
UUUCGUCUCACGACGAGGCCGUUAUUGAAGAUGACGCACGCGGACUAGCGUCUACCGUAACGAAAAAUGGGGCAGGUGGGAUUGCGCGAUUGGGCAGCGAGCCUAUCACGCCUAUCUCCACACCAUGAAGUGGGUGACAUUGCAUACCGUGAGAUCUGGAUGUUUGUCCCUCGGAUCAACUUCUGGCAAUAGUUACAUUGAUCAUCAUCUUACUCGUUCGCGAUCGCACUACACCAAAAAGUCCGCCCGAAUCAUUCAUCGCACCAGGUCAAGGCAUCCACCAUGGACAGAUCUGGCGGGGACGAUCAGCAUCGCAAGAUCGUAUUCACGACUCAAAGCGUCGACGGCGAGUCAGAGGCUGUUGUUACAUUGCAAGAGCACAAAGAUCUCACGAGACCACCUUUCUUGAUCAACGUAUCAACACGACCUCGCAAUCAACAACUCCCAUUCUUCCUACCAGAACAGCGCGAAACCCAUGUUAUCAUCUCUAGUGGCUCCGGUCAUGGACUCGCAGAUGACUUCUUCUCAAGCGCGGUCCGUCCGAUCCUUGAAAGCAUAUAUGGGGAGAAGGGGUCAAAAGAGACGAGAAUACAUACCACGGAAUCGCCAACUAGCAUCUUGGAGAUCACAGACAACAUCCUCUUUCCAGCCGCCAAUGAGGGAAAACCUAUCCGCAUCAUUCUCCUCUCAGGAGACGGCGGCAUCGUAGACCUUGUGAACGGUCUUUCGUCCGAAACACCAAAUUCACAAACAUAUAUCCCCCCACAAGUCGUCAUCCUCCCUCUAGGAACAGCAAACGCGCUUUAUCACUCCAUCAACGCCGGAGGGAACGACACAUGGGGCCUCCCCGCUCUGACAUCAUGGGAAGCAAAACCACUACCCAUUUUCACAGCGACGUUCUCCCCUGGCGCACGCCUCCUCGUCGACGAAGCACGACAAGAGCAGGCAUUACCAAAAGAUUCGCAGGGUAAUGGAAUCUUACAUGGUGCGGUCGUAGCAUCCUGGGGCAUGCACGCCUCCCUCGUCGGCGACAGCGACACAACCGAGUACCGCAAGCACGGCGUCGAACGCUUCAAGAUGGCCGCGAAAGAAGCUUUAUACCCAGCUGAUGGGUCACCACCGCAUCCCUACAAAGGCAAAAUUUCCGUCUUGAGAGAAGAAGAUCAGUGGACUAGUCUACCGGAAGAAGAGCACAUGUACGUCCUUGCAAGCAUGGUCUCGCACCUCGAGAAACCUUUUUGCAUCUCCCCUGCUACCAAACCCCUAGAUGGUAGUUUGCAUCUUGUUCAUUUCACCCCGCGGAGUGGCGAUGAGGUCAUGGGUAUCAUGAACAAAGCGUAUGAUGGGGGUAAACAUGUUGACGAUGAGGACGUUAGAUACGAGAGUAUCGAUGGGUUGAGGAUUAAGUUUGAGGGUAAGGAAGAGGACGAAAGGUGGAGGAGGAUAUGUAUUGAUGGGAAGAUUGUACGGUUGGAGGAGGAUGGGUGGGUGGAGGUUAGGCGAGUCAAGGAAAAGAGGGUGUUGAAUAUUGUUGUGUCAGGGCAGUGAUAUGGAUCGGGAGGGCGUUUACGUUCGAUGAGCAACAAUACAGGCCAUGAACGAACGAAUGAACGACUGAUCUGGAUUUUUACGGAAGCGAGGAUGUUCAGAGUGGCGUCCUUCCUAGUUGCUGGCUCAAUCACCGGAGUGCACGUUAGCAUUAUCUCUAUAUUGCUUCCUCCACCUUCUAGCUUCCAUUUUCACACCGACAUCUCAUGCAGUACAUG